GUCUGCUGUGAAAUCCAGACACGCAGAACCAGAACCUGAAAAAUCAAAAUUAUUAAUAAGUUAAAAAGCCCUAGCUACUUGCUGUCACUCUGAGAGAUUGGAGAUCAGAACAAGAAAGAAGACAAGGAAAAAUUACGCUGCAUUUUGGGAGAGGGAUCGGUGAGGGUGAUGGGAUCUGGAGCUGGAAACUUCCUCAAGGUGGUUCUCAAGAACUUUGAUGUUCUUGCUGGGCCUGUGGUUAGUCUUGUUUAUCCUCUAUAUGCCUCAAUUAGGGCAAUUGAGACCAAAUCUCCUGUUGAUGAUCAACAAUGGCUUACUUAUUGGGUCCUUUAUUCUAUGAUUACACUCAUCGAGCUCACCUUUGCCAAAGUCAUUGAAUGGAUACCAAUCUGGUCAUAUGCAAAGCUCAUUCUGACUUGCUGGUUGGUGAUCCCAUACUUCAGUGGUGCUGCAUAUGUUUAUGAGCACUUUGUGAGACCUCUUUUUGUUAACCCACAACAAACUAUUAAUAUCUGGUAUGUCCCAAGGAAGAAGGAUGUCUUCAGUAAGCCAGAUGACAUUCUAACUGCUGCAGAGAAAUACAUUGAAGAGAAUGGGACUGAAGCAUUUGAGAAGCUUAUUCACAAGGCUGAUAAGUCCAGGAGUAACACUUACACAAACACAAUCUUCGAUGAGGACUAUAGAUAUUAAGGCUUGUAACUCUCAGUUUGAUCUGCUACCUAAUACAUUGUUGAAUAUAACUCUGGCUAGAUUUCUCUACUUUUUUUUGUUGCUGAAACUAUAGUUGUCUUUUGUCUGAUAUGGUGUUACAUUGUUGUGAAGGAAACUCGAUGUUUUAAUAUUAUAGUAUGUAAUCUAAAUGUUAUAGAAUGUAAUUAUCUGUCACGACUCA
This is a messenger RNA of Hevea brasiliensis (rubber tree), 892 nucleotides long. Its product is annotated as HVA22-like protein a. Bases 169 to 690 code for a protein of 173 amino acids. NCBI's taxonomy places the organism in Eukaryota, Viridiplantae, Streptophyta, Magnoliopsida, Malpighiales, Euphorbiaceae. The record is from RefSeq and is a predicted model, not a curated record. The transcript is spliced from 5 exons.